Molecule: messenger RNA, 2252 nt
Organism: Caenorhabditis angaria
Lineage: Eukaryota; Metazoa; Nematoda; Chromadorea; Rhabditida; Rhabditidae
Source: the annotation of a GenBank genome assembly
AUGAACAGUAUUGUUCCUGUGGCAAUAUGUGAUUCCAAAGUUUCUGUGUAAAUUUUUUCUAGAUAUUUACAAAAAAAUAAAUUCAAUUUUCAGAUCGAAUUCAUCACCUUUAUUGAUAAAUCUGAAAAAUGCACCAAUACCGAUUAUAUUUCCUCCAUUUAAAACUAUUCCCAUUGUACGUAUACUUCAAUAAUUUUUACAAAUUCCUCUUUCCAGCCGAUAUGUAUCAAGAUCAAACGUGUAUGUGUUACAUUCAAUAGAAAAUCUUCAUCAUCACUUCAUUAUUUGAAACCAGUAUUAAUUGUUGGUUUUCUUUAUUUUUUAACUGAACUGUUGUGAUGUGAGUAUUAUGAAAAAUAUCUGAUGAAAUAAAUGUUGUUUUGUUUGUAACCUGAAAAAUGACUUUUAUGAGUAUACGAAUCUCAAUAUUUUAUUAUGAAAUAUAUAGUACGGAAAUAAAAAAUAAAAAAUAGGAAAUAGGAAAUAUACAUAUUAUGUUUUACGCACAAGAUUAGACAAAACUGAACCAUUCACAAGGUGAUACAUUAAGAAAACGUUGUUUUAUUGAACUGAAGAGAAAGUUAGCUCCGAUGACAACUCAUUUUUCAAUAGUGUGUGGUUCUGCGCGGGUUUUUCUCUCUUUAUUGCUCUUUGUUUUCAUUCGUUCACUAAAAACUAUGAUUCUGGUUAGUAAGGUCUUUCCUUUCAAAAAAUCAUAAAGAUCAACAUAUUUUUUUCCAGAUGCCCUUUCAUCAGUUUCAGUUGCACUAUUGUUUUCUGUUUACUUGUUUGUGAUGACUAUCCAUCAAACAAAUAUAUGUACUUUUAUCGCAACUUUAAAUAGAUAACAUCUUCACGAAUUCAAAGGUGCCGAACAUUCAGCCAGACAAACCAAUCAUUGUUUUUUUUUGUUGCAAUGACCGCCGACUGCAAAUGAUACUAAUCAACUAUCAAAACUGGAAUUAGUACAAGUUUUUCACACCUUUCCAGUAAGUUUUAUAAAUAUAAAUACAGUUUUCUUGAUCUACCAGUUAGUCUAAUAUAUUUCAUUAUAUUUUCUUCUGAAAAAAAUGUUUCAGACUUUGAAAGGAAAAGUUGCUAUUGUGACUGGAGCUUCAAGAGGUGUUGGAAAGGGUAAUUUUUUUGAAAAAAGAUACAAUUUUUUGUAAAUACUGUUUAUAAUUCAGGAAUUGCUCUUCAAUUAUGUCAAGCAGGUUGCACAGUUUUCAUAACUGGUAGAAGACCAGAAAACUCGGCUUCAUCACAAGUUUCAUUUUUGUCAUCGUUGGAAGAAACGGCGAAAGAAUGUCGGGAUCGAGGUGGCGAGUGUUAUCCAUAUUAUGUCGAUCAUUCGAAAAUGGAUGAAGUUGAACAGUUUUUCAAAGAUGUGGCUGAAAAAACCAACAAUCAACUAGAUAUUCUUGUGAAUAAUGCAUUCUCAGCAGUUUCAGUGAGUUUUUUUUUAACUUGGGUAUUAUUAGGAGGAAGACAGUUUCCACCGAAUCAAGCACUUCUUACUUAUUUUCUCCAGUCAAACUUCUCGUUUUUUUCCAGCAAUGCGGUACUGGAGAUAAUUCCAGAUUCUUUGAACGCGAUCCAAAAUUAUGGGACGACGUAAACAAUGUUGGAUUGCGAAAUCACUAUUACUGUAGUGUAUACGCUGCACGAAUUAUGAUUCAAAACCCAAUUGUUCCUUGUCUUAUUGUCAAUAUUUCAUCUGUUGGUGGAGGUGUUUACUUGUUUAACACUUGUUAUGGAGUUGGAAAAUGUGCAAAAGAUCGGAUGGCACAUGAUAUGGGACACGAAUUGCAAAACACUAAUAUAACUGUGAUUUCACUUUGGCCUGGAGCUGUGAAAACAGAAUUGAUCACAAAUUUGAUUAAAAAUAAGGAUGAGUCUUUUGGAGAAGCGCAAAAUGAAAUGUUUAUGAAUGGUGAAACAACCGAAUAUCCGGGAAAAGCAAUUGUACAUUUGGCAAAAGAUUCAAACAUGAAAAAAUGGAAUUCUGCAACGAUUAUUACGGCUGAUUUGGGAAAUUACUAUGGUUUUCGUGAUAUCGAUGGUAAAUUGAUUAUAUAGUUUUACAAAUUCAUUUAUAUUGGUUAAUUUUAGGUCGAAAACCUGCAAAUUUGCGGCAAGUCAAUGCUAUUCUUGCGCUCCAAGGGUAUACAAAAUUAGCGAAAUGGACACCGAAUUGGUUGAAAUUUACUGGGUGGCAAAUUUCCAUGUGGUUGAAUAAAUUCAAAUAUUGA